AUGUGGAGCUAUGUGUCGGCGUCCGCGCCUCGGAAGGCCGUCGAUUUGUUUCAAGAGAUUGACAGCCCAAACGUGGAAUGCUUUACCACGCUCGCGAAGGCGUACUCCAUCAUGCGCAAGCCAGACCAGGCAAUCGCUAUCAUUCCGAAAAUGCGGAGACAGGGUGUACAGCCGAACAUACGGACGUACAAUGCCCUCAUUGCGAGCUGCGUGCGCGGCGGCAAGCUGGCAAAGGCUCGGCAGUUGUUUUCGGAGAUGCUGGUCGAUGAGAUACGCCCGAACGCUGUUUCGUGGAACAUUAUCAUCAAUUGGCAUGUCCAGCAAAACUCUGGGCCCAAGAGACUCGCCGAUGCACUCCAGGCUUUUUCAGACAUGAAGGCGAGCGGCGUGUCGCCUACUGUUGUUACUUUCACUACAAUUAUGAAGGCAUAUGCGAAGAGCGGCCUGCUGAACAAGGCUGAGGAGGUCUUUGCAGAAAUUAAGCAGAGCCUUCCCGUCAAGGUCGACACCAAUGUCUACAACACCCUGCUAAGCGCGUAUGCGUCCAAACUUGAUUGGCGACGCUGUCUGGAGCUGUUGGAUGAGAUGGACGGCUUUUAUGUCUCAGAUGGCCUGUCGUUGACGGGAAGACUUGGUCGCGAGGGGGAAAAUGACGACGUGAAAAGUGUCCCGAGUCACAGCCAGUCGUUCUCCACACGUCGACCGUGGUUGAGUGACGAUGAAGAGGGAGAGAGUUUUGGGAGUGGGAGUUCACAAGGAAUACCCUUCAGCGCCCGUCUUCCUGACCUAGAUGAUGAGCACGAAAGGUGCAAACCAGAUGAAAUCAGCUAUUCUCUGGCGGUUAAAGCUUGCGCAUCCGCGGGCCGCCCAGAUAUAGCCAGGGAACUUUUUGAUGAGAUGAUGGAACGAGGUUUCUACCCCCCACCAAGCCCAGCUGUGGUCUCAUUGAUGGCAGGAUACGCGAAGAUUGGAAACCUAAGUGAGAGCUUUGCCAUUUUGAAAAGCUUAAAGUCUUGGGGGGUGUUUCCGGAAGAGAGAAUGCUAAGCUCGCUCAUGCAUGGCUGCCUGAUGGCUGACCAGCCAUCACUGGCGCUCUCCGUGUAUGCCAAAUUCAAGUCUGCAAAGUAUUCUGCGGAUGUCGUCACUCACACCCUGCUGCUGAAGUCAUACGGUAUGUUGGGAGAGCUGGACAAAGCCUUCAAUGUAUUGAAAGGUAUGAAAAGUUCAGAUCGCGUUGCGCAACCUAAUAUUGUGACAUACAACACUCUGAUAGAGAUUUGUCUGCGAAGUGGGAGGCGCGAUUUUGCAUUGAAAGCGCUUGAUCUCUUGUUGGAAGACAAGCGCGCCGUGCGUGCCAUAGAUCGCAACACAUUCGCCGCUCUCUCAGUGCCUGUCCUGGAUGACUAUGACUCCGCCGCUGAGAAAAGUAGUGGACUCGGCGGUAUUGGUGAACCUGCUUUGUAUGGAACCGACCUGAAGGAUGGGAAAGACAGGCCAUUGGCUAAUAUCGAAAUCGACCCGCAGAGAGACCUAGAGUACUUUGUGGAUGUGCUGAAGAAAAUUCGAAACGGGCCAGCCUACCCCAGUGGGACAUUCUACAGAGCGUUUUUGAUUACUUGUGAAGCAUGCGAGGAGUGGGAUCUCGGAGCUCGGCUGGUGAAGGAAAGAGAGAUGGGAGAUUUUGUCGUCGGGAAGCGCGACCGUAAGAUGAUCCGAGCACUAGAGGACGCAUUUCGAGCUAGGUCAGUCUCUGCGACUUGAUCUUAGAGACCCCCCCAAAUGUGUGGGUAGUGGAUUAGCCUGUCGCCUAUCUGGUGGUGUGGUGUGAUACUGUAGUAGAAAAUGUGAAGUCUACUGGUGUCGCAAUGGUGGUUGUUCAGAGCCAGGCAAAACCAUGGCCCGACAGGAGACGCCUAUGAAUGGCUGAGUUUGGCGCCUGUUGACAUAUUUAUCGUAGAUCUUUAAACUAUCGUAGUUGACGUACAAUAGAGACCCUUAAAUCUCUGCUGCUCCCUCCCUCG
This is a messenger RNA of Chondrus crispus (carragheen), 2021 nucleotides long. RefSeq lists its product as hypothetical. The record is from RefSeq and is a predicted model, not a curated record. Gene Ontology annotation, molecular function: protein binding. The transcript has 2 exons. Bases 1 to 1761 code for a protein of 586 amino acids. NCBI's taxonomy places the organism in Eukaryota, Rhodophyta, Florideophyceae, Gigartinales, Gigartinaceae.